Molecule: messenger RNA, 687 nt
Organism: Ordospora colligata OC4
Lineage: Eukaryota; Fungi; Microsporidia; Ordosporidae
Exons: 1
Coding region: 1-687 (228 amino acids)
Source: RefSeq, a predicted model, not a curated record
AUGGGCACACACACGAACACAUUUUUCGUAGUCAUAGGCAACAAGCAAAUGUCCGUACUCACCGGAUCUUCAACAGCACAGAUCAUAUCAAAAGAAAAAGGAUACUCCAUCAAAAGCGUAGCAUCCUCAAAUACAUUCUUGAUCAAAAAAGGUUCAACAUACACAAAAGCAAAGUUGGUGCUCGAUCUUGUUGAAAACAAGCCAGAUCUAAACGAAAUCUAUAGACAUGUUCCAUUCUGCUCGGUAUGGAAUAUCUCAAACGGCAUCAAUAUGCAGCAAGUGUUCCACCUAGGUGAUGAUCAAGUUGUGGAAGUUGCUAAAACAUUGAAAUUAUUGAAUAUAAAUAACAUUCAUUUCAAAAUAUGUUAUCAUGACAUCAAGGAAAUUGUGUGUUACAUGAACAGCGUCAAAGAUAAUCCAGAAUUCAGCCAAAUGAUGGAUAUAUAUCCUCCAGACAUCAAAAAAUGGGCACUAGAGUUCUUUAAAGGAGAUCUAAAUGAAAUAGGACUGUACUGCAUGCUGUGUUUAGAUGAAAAAAACAAUCUACAGGCAUUCUUGCCAAUGUGGAAAGAGUUAACCAUUGAAGAUAUAAAUGUGAAUUCACUCAUCGAAUACAUGAAUACUGUUUUUGUAGAAAAUAAGCAAAAAGAGCGACUUAUAAAGUAUCUGAAUACAAUUCAUGAUUAA